AUGGCCGACACCACUACCGACGCGCCUGCUCAGGCUGUGCAGGUCGAAGCUCUCGUGAUUAUGAAGAUCGCGAAGCACUGCUCGACCAACUUUCCCAGCAUGGCCACCGGGUCCCUUGUUGGCAUGGACCAGAACAACGUCGUCGAGAUCACCAACACAUUUCCCUUCCCCACUGUCGACUCGUCCGCUGUCGACAGCCACCAGAACGAUGCUGCCCUGGUUGCCGCUGCCGCCCCUCGCCAAAAGUCCAACAUUGCCUACCAGAACGAGAUGAUCCGUCACCUUAAGGAGGUCAACAUUGAUGCCAACAAUGUCGGAUUCUACACAAGCGCCACAAUGGGCAACUUCGUCAACAUGGCCUUGAUCGAGAACCUCUAUUUCUACCAGAAGGAGCAGAAGGACAUUGUUGCCCUCGUCUACGAUACCAGCAGAAGCUCUCAGGGCAAUCUGAGUCUGCGCGCAUUCAGACUUACCCCUACCUUCAUGAACGCUUAUAAGGAGGCUAAGUUUACCACAGAGAGCCUGCAAAAGUCGAAGCUCACCUUCAAGGAUAUCCUUGUUGAACUUCCCGUCACUGUCCACAACUCGCACCUCCUCACAUCCUUCCUCCAUCAGAUGCCCGCUAUCCCUUCACAAGACGACCUUGAAGGGCCGACGACGCUGGCGGAGCUUGAGCGCGAGCCCAUCAACGCUCCUCUCUACCCCAACAUCGACAACCUUGACGUCGCCGUCGAUCCUUACCUGGAAAAGACCUGUGAUCUGCUGCUAGAAAGCAUCGAGUCGCACUACACCGACCUCAACAACUUCCAGUUCUACCAGCGCCAGCUUGCUCGCGAGCAGACCAAGAUUUCACAGUGGCAAGCCAAGCGCAAGGCUGAGAAUGCCCAACGCACCCUCGCCAAGCAACCCCUCCUCCCCGAAGAUGAGUGGCAAAGGCUGUUCAAGCUUCCCCAGGAGCCCAGCCGCCUGGAGGGCAUGCUCAACGCCAAGCAGGUUGAGCAGUACGGCAAGCAGGUGGACGGGUUCACGGCCGGUAUUACUUCCAAGAUGUUCGCUGUUCGAGAGAAUCUCCUGCCGCAGUAA
This is a messenger RNA of Cordyceps fumosorosea ARSEF 2679, 1083 nucleotides long. RefSeq names its product eukaryotic translation initiation factor 3 subunit 3. The coding region runs from base 1 to 1083 and encodes 360 amino acids. Gene Ontology annotation, cellular component: cytosol; eukaryotic translation initiation factor 3 complex; eukaryotic 43S preinitiation complex. Gene Ontology annotation, molecular function: translation initiation factor activity; metallopeptidase activity; protein binding. The record is from RefSeq and is a predicted model, not a curated record. The transcript is spliced from 3 exons. Lineage: Eukaryota; Fungi; Ascomycota; Sordariomycetes; Hypocreales; Cordycipitaceae.